AAACAUGUCGUCCAGCUGCUGCGGUACAAAGAAACAAAAGCUUAACGGUAACUACGCCUCUGCCAACGGAUACUGUUCGUCCACCAACAACAUGGGCGGAAGGGUAACCAACGGUGUCGCGGAAGGUUCGCAGAACAAUCACAGCUACUACGGCCGCGGCUCGGGGAGUAACGCUGGUCAACAGCAACACCAACAACCACAGCAGCAUCAACAGUCAUCCUCCUCCUCAUCGUCGUCGUCGUCCUCGUCUUCGACGGCGGGCUACAAUGGCUAUCUCAUGAACGGCCACGGCAACCAUCUGUCUCAGGGUGGGCAACCUUCGAUGAUCGGGUCGAUGCCGGAGAUGUGCUUCUACUGCUUUGAGGUGCUGUACCGCGAGCUGCACAACUUAGAGGAACCACGCACACCAUGCUUUACCAACGAUCCAUAUCCACUGUUUGUGACCUGGAAAAUUGGCAAGGAUAAACGGCUGCGGGGCUGUAUCGGUACCUUUAGCGCAAUGCGUUUACAUUCAGGACUUCGAGAGUAUGCAAUAACAAGUGCUUUAAGAGACUCCCGUUUCUCGCCAAUCACCCGUGAUGAGAUCCAAAGACUGACCGUCUCGGUGUCAAUCCUGCAAGGCUUCGAGGAGGCACGUGGUUACCUGGACUGGACGCUCGGCAUACACGGCAUCCGGAUUGAGUUCUACAACGAGCGUGGCUCCAAACGCACCGCGACCUACUUGCCACAGGUUGCUACGGAGCAAGGCUGGGACCAAACGCAGACGAUCGAUUCGCUGCUCCGGAAGGGCGGGUACCGUGCCCAGAUCACACCGGAGACGCGCCGCUCGAUCAAACUAACCCGCUACACCUCACAGGAGUGUCAAAUGUCAUACAACGAGUAUCGCGAUCUGCUCGAGAAACAAUCUCACUACCACGGCCAGCUGUGUAAGAUGCAAUGCUAACAUCAUCAUCGCCCCGAUCG
Messenger RNA from Anopheles maculipalpis, 963 nucleotides. RefSeq lists its product as uncharacterized. Bases 5 to 943 code for a protein of 312 amino acids. The transcript is spliced from 4 exons. The record is from RefSeq and is a predicted model, not a curated record. NCBI's taxonomy places the organism in Eukaryota, Metazoa, Arthropoda, Insecta, Diptera, Culicidae.